Neohortaea acidophila is the source of this 3069-nucleotide messenger RNA. RefSeq lists its product as uncharacterized. The transcript has a single exon. Gene Ontology annotation, molecular function: protein binding. The record is from RefSeq and is a predicted model, not a curated record. Bases 1 to 3069 code for a protein of 1022 amino acids. NCBI's taxonomy places the organism in Eukaryota, Fungi, Ascomycota, Dothideomycetes, Mycosphaerellales, Teratosphaeriaceae.
AUGGACGAGGCGGACCAGCCCACCACCGCCGUCAACAAGCUGUCAGGCAUCCCUCGACCGACUAGGUUACCGGUCUUGAAAGCCAAAUCUUCCAUUCCAGUUCCACAGAGAUCACAGAGCAUCGCAGAGGCUCCACGGCCUGGCAAUGCUCCGACAAAAUCUGUAAUCCGUCCCCCCGUUCCGCCAUUCGCGCAGCCACCUCCACCUUCCACGCUUGUGCCAAGAAACAAUGGCUCCAACUAUGCGCCGAACAACUCGACAAGGAGAGUCACUUCACAAGGAACUGCCGUGAAACCGACUGCUCGCACAAAUGCGCGCGCCCCUGUUCCUUCGUCUGCAAAGUCUUCCCAGAAUCUCCAAAACACGGAGAGCCAUGAUCGACUCAGCUCACUUGACACCACCCGCUCUGCUUCGCGACAAGGAGCAAACGAUGAGCCUACGAUUGAGCAUGCGGCGACCACACUCGCGCCAGAUAUUCUCAAACCCAAGAAGACCUCCCGGCCAUCCCUCUCCGACCGAACCAUCGAAAGUCUCCAGAGCCUGCCAUCAACCCCGGGCGACCGCCGACGGUCGAAUUUCUUUUCACCCGAAAGUCUUAUGGGCCCACCACCACGUCCCGCUUCCAGCGUGAGUCGCAAUGGCGGUACCGCCAACAGUAGGCCGGGCACCAGUGACGGAAAUUUUGUAAAGCCCGGAUUGCCGUCGAGUGCAAUCAAACCUCCUGCGAGUGCAAAGGCAGCCGUGCGAUCAUCGAACAUCGGCUUGGGCGAUCCGUCAAGUACCCCCAUCCGAAGGAAUCUUAGCAGUAGUUUCCAGCGUCAAUCAGAUCAUGGGAAAGUCGAAAGUCACUCUUCGACCAGUAAGGCCUUUGCAAAGCCUGCGACUCCAUCUGCAAACCUGGACCGCCACCCAGCUCCGAAACCGAGGCCGCUGAGCAAGACCUUGAUUGAGAGGCCUACCAACGCCCGCGCUUCCCUGUCGAGCGCGUUUGGUUCUACAAUUAGCGAUGUCAACAAAACUCCGGCCAAGACUUUGCGAUUGGGCUCCCAGCAAUCCACACAUGGUCAUGAAUCUGCCGUCCCUAAAACUUCGUCCGCAGCGCUCAGGCAACAAAUUGCUGCAGCUAAGGCGGCAGCUCGAAAGGAGAGCGUCAAGCACGACUCAGCUCUUGGGGACGUAGUUGUCUCUACUAGCCAAACCAGCUUCGAUCUGCAGCUGGAUCCCUUCAAUCAGGCUCCUCGGGAUGAGAAGCAUAUCCUGAGUAAUCGCAUCAAUGCUGCUCGAACGGAUGGAAAACUCAACAUAGCCGCAAUGGCGCUGAAGCAGAUCCCCGCCGAGGUCCUCAAUAUGUACGAUGCUGCAGCCAUGGAGGAGAGUCGCGUAAGCUGGGCAGAAGCAGUCGAUUUGACUAGAUUCAACGCCGCCGAUAACGAGAUCGAAGAGCUCUCUGAAGCAGUCUUUCCCGAUCGAGCAGCUGCCGACUUCGACAUGGACGACCAGACCGAAGGCAAUCAAUUUGCUGGGCUGGAAACGCUUGAUCUGCACGGAAAUCGCCUCUCCCAGUUGCCAAUCGGAAUGCGGAGACUCGAGAGGCUGACGAGUCUUAAUCUCUCCAACAACCGACUAGAUAACUCUUGUCUGGAGGUCGUUGCACAGAUCUCAACUCUCAAGGACUUAAAGCUUGGGAAUAACGCCAUCUCCGGCGCCCUACCGUCGUCGAUAGCCCAGCUGAAGCGAUUGGAGAGCCUUGAUGUUAGGUCUAAUCGCCUGUUGAGUCUUCCCGAUGCCCUUCGCGAGCUCAUGAGCUUGAGAGUGCUCAAUGUCUCCGGGAACCAAUUGACGGCGCUACCGAUGGCUUCGCUACAUGGUGUUACGCUGACCGACAUCGAUGCGAGCAACAACGCACUCAUCGCAUCCGUCUUUCCCGUCGGCGGCCGGGGCGGCCAUCCAACGUUGCAGAUUUUAAAUGUGGCGAACAAUUCGCUCGCUGCGCUCACUUUCGACGGCGAACUGAGUCUGCCGCAGCUUCGCUCGCUCGACGUGUCAUAUAACAAGCUGACCGAUCUCCCGCCAAUGCACGACUGGGCACAGCUGCAUACGUUUCUCGCCAGCGAAAAUAAAAUUGCGGACAUACCCCCAGGCUUCACCGCUCUGCGCAAGUUGCGGAACGUGAACUUCACGGGCAACGAGCUACGCUCUCUCGACCCAGAGAUCGCACGCAUGGAUGCUUUGGAGUCGCUCGUGCUCGCAUCGAACCCUUUGAGAGAGAGGAAGUUCCUCACGCUGAAUGCUGGAGAAAUCAAACGAAUUUUGAAAGCAAGACUCGAGCCGACAGAGGGAGCAGGCGCCGAUGCGGGCGAACAAGACACAGGUCACAGCGCAGAAGGGGACAAGACCCUCGACAAGUCGUCCAAAACGACGCCGUGGAUCUUGAAAGCGCGCGAUGCCUUGGAUCUCAGUGGAUGCGGCUUCACCGACGAUGUUGAUGAUCGUCUCGGAGCCUUCCUGCAGCAUCACGAACCCAAGCAUAUCCAUCUCCAGUCCAACACGCUCUCCAUCGUACCACCAGCAUUGAGCCUCGCGCAUCGACUCGGCUCCCUCGACCUCUCAGGCAACCCACUGCAGCGCGUCUACCUCUCUAUCGAUCUCACCAUCCUCUCUCUGCAAGAACUCAAUAUUAGCCGAUGCAAUAUUAUCACACUCGACCUCCUAGUCACCCAUCUGCAAGCCCCGCGCCUUCAAGCCCUAGACAUCAGCGCCAAUCGCAUCCCCGGUGCCUUGCCUGAUCUGCACGCAGCCUACCCAGCUCUACGCACUCUCGCCGCAAACGAUAACAAGUUCGCUUCCGUCACCGCUGAAUCAUUGCGAGGAUAUCACGUUGUGAACCUCAUGAGUAAUGAUAUCGCGUACCUGCCUCCGGAGGUGGGUCUGCUCUGGGAGGAGGGUCUACGAAAUUUUGAGGUAGGGAGGAAUGUCUUCCGCGUGCCGGGGCAUAGGGUUCUGGAGAAGGGCACGGAGGCUACGAUGAGGUGGUUGAGGGACAGAUUGCCUGCAGCUGAUGGAGACUAG